GGCUAGCACAUGAUUGCCUCGACAGUCGACAAGCGACAAAACACCGCGACAUAGAGCUCUCACGCGAACCGAUAGCACAUGAUUUGGGCGAUAAACCUCUCUCUCGCGGACAAAUGUCAAAGCGAAAAAUCGUUGUCGCUUGAGAGUUCCACGCGGGAUACUCUCGCAAUAGGCAGCAUGAGUGCACUUUGGGCGACAAAAUAUCCCGCGUGUCAAUGUCAAAACGAGAGAAACUGUCUUCGAGCCGCAAAGCUAGCGAGACGCUCUCGAGAAGCACUUUUCUGGCGAUUACGAGCUAUUUAAUCCCAAAAAUAAUGGCAUAUUUCCUUCUUCUAAAUGAAGAGCUGAGACAGCGUAAAAUUCAGCGCAAGCGUUUACGCGACGCUCAUAACCCCUUCGAGCUGCCGGAUCCAGAAUUCCAACAUUUAUAUAGAAUUAACAAAGAUAUGGGCCGGUACUUGAUUGGGCAGCUUGAAGGGACUUUAGGAGAGACCGCCGCUCACGGCAUUCCAGUACAUGUCCAGGUACUAUCAUCCGUGAUGUUCAUGGCUGCCGGGAGUUAUCAAAGAGGAGUGGGCCAAGACCACAACUUGUGCAUGGGGCAGACAACUGUGUCUAAAUAUUUAGGCAGAGUUGUCGAUGCCAUUAACCAACGAUUGAAAAACCGGUGGAUUGUUUUCCCGGGAACGGAGGCAGGAAGGCAAAAUGUCUCCUCCGGAUUCCGGGAAAAGUUCGGAGUCCCCGAUGCACUGGGAGCAGUUGAUUGCACGCAUGUGGCCAUUUUUCCACCACCGCGGCCACAUGGCGUGCAAUAUAUAAAUCGAAAGGGAAUACACACCCUCAAUGUGCAGUUGGUAGCAGACGCGAACUGCAAAAUUUUAAAUGUAAACGCCCAAUUUCCGGGGAGAGUACAUGAUACCUAUAUCUUUCGUCAGUCGGUGGUGAGAGGGGAAAUGCGUCGCCUCCACGAUCAGCGCAUGGGGCGUUACUUUCUUUUGGGAGAUUCCGGCUACCCACUAGAGCCCUGGCUCAUGACGCCGGUGUUGCACGCCGACCCGCACUCGCCGCAGGACCGCUACACGCGUUGGCACUGCCAGGCCCGGAACGUAGUGGAGCGCACAAAUGGAUACCUGAAAGGUUCUCUCCGGUGUUUGGGAUUGGAUAGGUGCCUCCACUACGCUCCAGAGAAAGCGUGCAGCCUCAUAUAUGCUUGCUGCACCUUAUACAAUAUCAUGAAGUACUAUGGAGUGGAGUUGCAGCAAGCAGAGAUAGAGCCGGUUGAAGGCCAGGACCACGACGGACCGAUCGACGACGCUGCGGCCCUUAUGCGGGUAGCCAAUGAACGCCGAGAGAAUUUAAUAUUAAAUUAUUUUUCUUAAAUAAAACUUAUUUCAGUUACCUACAUUACCUUUUAAAACUAUUGAAACGAAUUACACCACGUAUAUAUGCUUCCAUGGUCUAUAUUAGCUAUACGCGCUUAAAUAAAAAAAACCUUUUAUAUGUUUGUUUAUAAUCGUCUUUAUUCAAAAAACUAAAUUAUACAAGACAGUUUAAAUGUCCCCCUAAACUUUAACAAUUACUAUAUAUUUCAACAAAACUUAACAAAAUAUUAUUUUUAUAUGCUUUGCUCAACGUUCUAUGAUUACGGUUCGUUACAAUCAAAUGUUACGCAGAUGUAGUGCGAAAAGGGUUAUUAACUCCUUAAAACCACAGAAUAUAUCUAGACACGCGGUAGCGUGUCAAGCCAAGUUCAAGUAACAGAACUGGCGAGCAGCACCGUGACCCCCUCAUAACUCAAAAAGUAUUUUACAUAAACGUGUCAAAUUUAACGUCCAAAAAUCGUCAUUUUUAUCAUAUAUAUACCUAUAGACAUAAUUUCUAAUGAUCUAGAAUGUUCACAUUUGGCAUGCAGACAGGUAAUUAGGUGAAAACACAGGAAAAAAUCAGACAUUGGUAAAUUUUUACCUUUUUUGAAAAGUGAUAUGUUGAGUAAAAACAUGUUUAGUUCAACCGGGGUUUACUAGAUGGCGCUAGUAAUCCUCGAUUGUCCUGUCCAUUAAACUAAUAUAUAAAUAACAAUC
Messenger RNA from Leguminivora glycinivorella, 2081 nucleotides. Its product is annotated as putative nuclease HARBI1. Bases 216 to 1379 code for a protein of 387 amino acids. Lineage: Eukaryota; Metazoa; Arthropoda; Insecta; Lepidoptera; Tortricidae. The transcript has 7 exons. The record is from RefSeq and is a predicted model, not a curated record.